AUUGCACGUCUUUCGUAGAUUUGAUUCCUUAUCAUACAUAUCAGUAACGUUAACAAAACCAUGACGAAUAUGAAGGCGCAAUUCUUAUAUAUUUUCCUAUACGUUCAUUUCAUUUCUGCUACCACGAACAAUGAUUGCAAAGCAUGUGAGGACAAAAUCAAAUCAUUGGAGAAUCAAAUAAAGCAAAUAUGGGAUGUGAUUGGGAAAUUUGGACUUGGUAAAGCUGAAGACCUAGAUAAUGAGAACCAUAAAUUGAUCGAUAAGAGACUUUUGCUGACUGACCAAAACGUUCUGCAUAGUAUAGAGACACGUCUACUGGAACAGGCAAUCAAAUUAAAAGAUCUACAAGACAACUAUCAUACGACAAGUGGUGGUGCUAUUUUUGUUCACUGGGGCAAACCAAGAUGUCCAGACAACACAUCUCAGUUGGUAUAUUCAGGUUAUCUGGGAGGAUCAGAAUAUAGCACGAAGGGAGCAGCAGUCACCAAUGUCUGCCUUUCCCCUGAUCCAAUAUUUGGAAACUGGUCUCCAACUGGUGGUGAUAAUCAGAUGUAUGGGUCAGAACUCGAUACAGAUAUAGCUGGACCGGGAACAUCAACCCAAGACAACACGUGUGCAGUGUGUAGAAGUAAUAUCCACUCCACCGUUGUCAUGAUUCCAGGGAGAAACGAAUGUUAUCCGGGAUGGAAGAAACAAUAUGGUGGGUACCUGAUGUCUGCUCCGAUUAAUAACUCUCCUAAGGAAAUCAUCUGUUUAAAUGAACAUCCCGAGUUCGUUGUAGGAGGCGGGGAUAAUGAUAACGGAAAUCUUUUAUAUCCAAUCAAAGCUGUCUGUGGUUCUCUUGAAUGUCCACCUUAUGUAAAUGGAAAGCUAUUGACCUGUGCUGUUUGUACACAGUGAUGAAAGCAAAUUAAAAAAAAUGAAAAACUUGUUUAAUGUGAAAUGGUAUUGAU
Saccostrea cuccullata (small rock oyster) is the source of this 953-nucleotide messenger RNA. RefSeq lists its product as uncharacterized. The record is from RefSeq and is a predicted model, not a curated record. The coding region runs from base 61 to 900 and encodes 279 amino acids. Lineage: Eukaryota; Metazoa; Mollusca; Bivalvia; Ostreida; Ostreidae. The transcript has 5 exons.